Messenger RNA from Quercus robur (English oak), 1221 nucleotides. RefSeq names its product probable plastid-lipid-associated protein 4, chloroplastic. The coding region runs from base 61 to 834 and encodes 257 amino acids. NCBI's taxonomy places the organism in Eukaryota, Viridiplantae, Streptophyta, Magnoliopsida, Fagales, Fagaceae. The record is from RefSeq and is a predicted model, not a curated record. The transcript is spliced from 5 exons.
AUCAAAAAAAAAAAAAAAAACCCAAUGUUAAUGAGCCCAAGGAGUUAAGGAAAGAGCAUUAUGGCUGUCUCUCCUUCUUGUGCUUCUGCUACUCUGCCACACAACCUUCAACCCUGCAAAAACUUCCUUCCUUCUCACACUGCACCCAUUGUUUUCCAUGCAAAAUACCUACUCUCAUCUCUAAAACCCAACACCACAACCACCAGCACCCACAUCAUAUUAAGCCCCAACAAGCUCUUUGACCUUGCUGAUUCUUGGAAAUGGAGGACCCAAGUUUCCUUCUUUACUGGUUUUUUGACAAAAGGUAAGAAUGCUGAAAGCCUCAAGGAGGAACUUUAUGCAGCAAUAGCCCCUUUUGAUAGAGGUGCUGAGGCUACCCCUGAGGACCAACAACUUGUAGAGCAGAUUGCUCGUAAACUUGAGGCAGUGAAUGAAGUAAAGGAGCCUCUCAAGUCUAAUUUGCUCAAUGGAAAAUGGGAACUUCUAUAUACAACAUCCCAAUCUGUUUUGCAAACACAGAGACCAAAAUAUUUAAGGCCAAAUGGGAAAAUCUACCAGGCGAUCAAUGCGGAUACUCUAAGGGCUCAAAAUAUGGAAACUUGGCCAUUCUUUAAUCAGGUCACGGCUAAUUUAGUCCCCUUAAACUCAAGAAGGGUGGCUGUUAAAUUUGAUUUCUUCAGAAUUGCUGGUCUGAUACCUAUUAAAUCACCUGGAAGUGGUCGUGGUCAGUUGGAAAUAACUUACUUGGAUGAGGAGUUAAGAAUAUCAAGAGGUGAUAAAGGUAAUUUGUUCAUUUUGAAAAUGGUGGAUCCAUCUUAUAGAGUUCCUCUUUGAUACAGCUUUUGCAAAAGAAUGAUUGUUGAGUCACCUCUGGAGAGAGGGAAUUGUAGGACUUAGAAGUUAGAGGUGUUGUGUUCAUUUAUAUAGACGUGUAGCUAAGCUUAGUAAAAGCUGCUCAUUCAGCAUGUGAGAAAAGUAGCCAAGGGACGUUGGAAUCCAUUCAAUUCAAGUGUUUGAUAACCCGGCUUCAUGUACAGGUCUCUAGUGUAUGCUGUAUUUAUUGUCAACAUCACCAAAAACAAAAAAAAAGAAGAAGGAAGAAUCAAAUGUAUACAGUAACAAAUAGUUGAAAGUUGAUACUGUUAAAAUUAUUGUAUUCCAAAUAUGGAAAAAAUAAUCAUAUUAUGGUAAAUACCAACCAACCUCUCUUGAGGUUUCAUA